AUGAGUCGUCCCAGCGCGACACUCAAGGUGAUGUCUUACAACCUGAUGGGCUGGUCGUCCUUUAAUGCGAACUCCUGGAAGGGCGAAAACGUCCUGGGUAAGAUCAACUCCUGGGAGCCGGACCUGCUGGGCGCACAGGAGGUUGAGAAGGGCGGCUGGGGCUACCAGGAGGUGGAGGAGCUGCUCAUGUCAUCAACAGGAUUGACUUUCGCAGGUGGCAGUCAGUUCUUCAAGCCAUCGAAGCUCGAGAAGUUGGACCAAGACUGGACAGCCCUUGUUGGAGGGUAUUGGAUGUCAAUGGCCUUGUACAAGCACCUGGAUACAGGACGUGAGAUUUUGUUUUAUGACUCCCAUUGGAAGCACGGGUAUGGCUUGCAGCAGGCGGAAACGAUUGCGAACAAGAUCGCAGCAGACAGGACGAAGCACGGAUCACCACCAACGAUCCUCGUGGGGGACACCAACCAAUUCUGCAAGGGCCCGAAGACCGAGGCCCUGCGGUAUUUGAAAGGUGAGCUGCAGGGAAGCCAGGGCUUCUCACCAGUUGACCUCGUGGACGUCCAUGGCGAGGACCAAGGGCGAUCCUUCAGUGAUGACAAUAACCCGGACUGCAGGGUGGACUUCAUCUUGGCCAGCCAGGGGCAGUGGUCCGUCGUGCAGGUUGCCGUCGACAGAGGAGGCAUGGGUUCUUGGGGAUCUGCCAGCGAUCAUGCGCCCCUGAUUGCCAAUCUCAUCCCGCUGUUUGCUUGA
Molecule: messenger RNA, 747 nt
Organism: Symbiodinium necroappetens
Lineage: Eukaryota; Dinophyceae; Suessiales; Symbiodiniaceae
Source: the annotation of a GenBank genome assembly